UCUGCAGAAUUACAAGCAAUUUACUCAUCUACGAAAGAAGAAGCUUUACACUUUGCUAUUCGUGCCGCUGAAUUGUACGUCAGCGCAUCCAAAGUAGCAACCCAGGAUCACGCGAGAACAAGAUUGCGCUCAAAAUUUAAAGAAAUUGUACAAUGGGCAGAGCAAGUUAAGGCCUCCAAGGAAUGGACUCCCAAGCUGAAAAGUAAUCACACGACCCCUCUUAGAAACCCUAUAUCCCAAAGGGAAAUCUCUAAACGGGAGAAACUCAUUCUGCUGCAAGGCUCUAAACUCGAUGGCUUCACAUUCCCAGUUUGGAAAGAUUUGUCUCGUGAAGCCUAUGUGAAUGAGUUUUUCAAUGAUGUGCAGGAACCAAUUGAGCUCAAACUUUCUCCAGUACAGCUUAGCAUCUUUGGAGGAUGGGAACGGAUGGGAAAAGAAAACAAAGACGAUGCAGAAGUACUGGCGACGAUGGUACCUGAGAAUCCGAUUGAUUUAGUCCAGGAUGUAACUACCGAUUGUUCAGUUGUAGCGAGCCUUUGUGUUAUUGUCGCCCGCGCUUCCAAGGGUAAUUCAGGGCUACUGCGCUCUAUUAUCCACCCCUACAAUGAAACCGAAGAUCGGCCUGAAAUCUCGAGGAAUGGGCGAUAUAUAUUUCGUCUUCAAUUCAAUGGAUGCAACAGGAAAGUGACAAUUGAUAACCGACUUCCUACGUCUACUACGCUAAGGAGCCUUCAUGUUUUUGAUCGGAACAACCCUCGACUAAUCUGGCCAGCUUUACUUGAGAAGGCUUAUCUAAAAGUCCAUGGCGGAUAUGAUUUCCCAGGCUCGAAUUCUGGAACAGAUCUAUGGGUUAUUGCGGGCUGGAUACCUGAGCAAAUAUUCCUCAGAAGCGAUGACGUUCAUUACGAGCAACUCUGGCAUCGUGCCUAUAAAGCGUUUGGCUACGGAGAUGUUAUGAUAACUCUAGGGACUGGGAAACUAACAAACAGAGAGGUCGAGGAGCUUGGUCUCGCCGCAAAACAUGAUUACGCCGUUCUAGAGAUGAAAGAGAUCAACUCACGGCGGCUUUUACUGAUUAAAAAUCCUUGGUCAGACGGAAUGGUAUGGAGAGAGUCAUACUCUCAACCCUCUACAUGUACACCUGAAGUAGAGGAACCAUUAAAAGAUGUCAAUGAUAAAUUGCUAGAUCUCUCCAUUUCAACGAAUGGGACUUUUUGGAUGAACUUUGAUAGUGUAGUUCAACACUUUGAAUCAUUUUACCUUAGCUGGAAUCCAGGACUCUUUCUCCUUCGAGAAGAUCAUCAUCUCACCUGGAAUUUAAAUAAAACGAAGGCCUUUGGAUCUUUCGUCGACAACCCUCAGUAUAGUUUAAUCUCAACAAAUAAAGAUACAGUUUGGAUUUUACUUAAUCGUCACUUUUUACCGGACGAGAAUAAAAUUAGCAAAGGUACUAAUAGUUCUUUCGUAGCAGUAUCAUGUACUCCAGGAUACAUAAGCCUACAUAUUUUUAAGGGAAAUAGCCACAAGGUUUAUUUAGACGACGGUGCACAACAUCGAGGUGCUUUCGUAGAUUCGCCGCAAACACUCGCCAAGUUGGAAGUACUUCCAUCAGUACCCUACACCCUUGUUGUCUCCCAAUAUGGUCUCCCGCCGUUCAACUAUCCAUUUACGCUCUCAUGUUUUUCUCGAUUUCCGGUGACAUUCAAGCCUGCCGUGGAACGAUUUCCCUUUCGUUCAAGUCAUGCUGGGGUCUGGAAUUCACGUACAGCAGGUGGAAACGUAAGGAUCUCGUCAUAUCCAUCAAAUCCUCAAUUUCGUAUCUCUCUUACGUCCAAAGCCGACGUCGAACUGAUUCUAGAGACAGAUAAAGAAGAUCUUGCUGUACAUGUAGACAUGGUUUGGGCAGGUGGAGAUCGUGUUACUUCCGUGACUAAGAAAGACAUUGUCGGGGACUCGGGUAACUAUAGACGUGGCUGUGCCUUGGCAUUUUUACAAGAUGUUACCGCAGGUUCCUACACCAUCGUAUGCUCAACAUUUGAGUCGGGCCAGAACGGUAAUUUCACCUUACUUGUUGUGUCUUCUAUAGAAUGCCAGAUAAGCCCGAUUUUGUCAGAGGAUGCGGGACGAUACUGUCUGACUCUGUCAUCGGUUGUUUUCGAAACGAGUGUCAAUAAGGUGCAGGCACCUAUUUAUGUUACUCGUAUGACCACUUUGAGCCUUGUGGCCAAGUUUCCCUUAAAAAUCUCGUCGAUGUUCAGACCAUCUCUCAAGUUAUCAUUGAUGGAAGGUCAAGGAAUGCCAACCAAAAGUUUAGGCGUCUCGGGAGACGGAACAUUUAGUGACGAGCCAAUGGGAAUCAGGUUGAAAGACUUAAAUCUCAUACCCAAGAAAGGCUCAUCGGAUGAUUAUUGGAUCGUUGUUGAACGUCUUGGUGGAAGAGAUAAUGUAGAUAAUUUUGAUUUAGAGGUUCUCAGUGACAUUCCUGUCACGGUGGGAACAUGGAGGGCGUAA
Blumeria graminis f. sp. triticale is the source of this 2511-nucleotide messenger RNA. The record is from the annotation of a GenBank genome assembly. Lineage: Eukaryota; Fungi; Ascomycota; Leotiomycetes; Helotiales; Erysiphaceae.